This is a messenger RNA of Scheffersomyces coipomensis, 1740 nucleotides long. RefSeq lists its product as uncharacterized. Gene Ontology annotation, molecular function: rRNA (uridine-2'-O-ribose)-methyltransferase activity. Gene Ontology annotation, cellular component: mitochondrion. Bases 343 to 1416 code for a protein of 357 amino acids. The record is from RefSeq and is a predicted model, not a curated record. The transcript has a single exon. Lineage: Eukaryota; Fungi; Ascomycota; Pichiomycetes; Serinales; Debaryomycetaceae. Gene Ontology annotation, biological process: RNA methylation.
GGAUAAAGAGUAACAAGUAUCAAGAUAUUUAAAUUUUAAAUUUUCACAUUUUUUAUUUGUCUGUCUGAGACGUCUGAGCAGACCUUUGGUAAGAAAAAUUUGUUAACUAUAUAAAAAUUAGGAGUGCGAAACUGGAAAUCGCAUCACGUGUGAUUUGAAGUGGUGAGGGAUGAAGCCCUAGAAUGUCUGAAAAUGGGAAUAUGUCGCACAUCACCCUAUUGCGACAUUUAUAUUCGCGUGGAUUAAUUUUGUAUACAGAUAUGGGGUUGGGUUGCAAUUAGACGUGUAUCAAUUUAAUAUAGAUAAUAAUUGGAGAUUAUACAUUUAUAUCAGGUCAAUAUCAUGAUUAAUCAUCGACUACUACUUUUAAAAUGGCCUACUACAACUCUCACCUUCCUUAGAAGUGUUUCAAUUUCUUCUCGAAGACCAGCUAGAGGGGUUUCUUAUGGUAAUAAUGAUGUUAUACCGACACUUAAAUAUAAUAAGAAAUUAUCAAGACAACAAAAGAUAGAUCAAUUAAAUGAAAAAACUCAAUCGAAAUUAGUUAAAUUAGAUCAUCAGUUUAAAAUAUUUCAUAAAGAUAUCAAAAAAGUCAUCGAUGUAGGUUAUAUGCCUGGAAAUUGGACUCAAUAUUGUAAAUUUAGACUCCGACAAAUUCAUCAUCUUGAAGAAGAUAAAUUUCAACAGAAAUGUCAUAUUUUAGGCUUUGAUAUCUUAUUUGGAACUCCUCCACCCGGUAUAUCCACCAUUCAGGGGAAUAUAUUCUCUAAAAUGGCUCAUAAACAAAUUUUAAAUCAUUUUAAAGAAAUUGAAUUAAGAAAUAUAUCAAUGAAUGCAAUUAAAUAUAUUAAGAAUAGUGAAGAUCAGGAUUUUCAAAAUUCGUAUUUUUAUAAAGAAUUGAAUGAAACUUUAUUAGAACAUGAAGUUGAACGAUUAGAAUCAUUAGUUAAAGGUCAAAAUUUACAUAAUCAACGAGAAAUUAUUAAUAAAAUAUUAAAAAAUGUCGAUUAUAGAACUGAUUUAGUAUUAUCAGAUUUAUCAAAACCAUACCUUCAACAAUCAGGAUUCUAUAGUCAAACUUAUACACGUCCAUAUUUAAGAUUUAAUGCUAAUUCACCUUUAAAUCGUCCUAUCACUGAUCCAUUCAAAGCAUCGAUUGAUUUAGCUGAUGCUGCAUUAAUGUUAGCAUGUAAUGCAUUAAAGCCUGGAGCUACUUUUGUGGUCAGAUUAAAUCCAAUUUACGCUUAUGAUGGGGAACUUAAACUUUAUCAAGAUAAACUUGAAAAAGUGUUUAAUGAUGUGGUGGCAUGGCAUCCUGAUGAUGAAGUUGUUGAUGAUACUGAGGUUCGUGAAGUGUUCUUUAUAUGUCAGAAUAAAAAGAAAGAUGAUGAUUAUGAUGUUGAUAACAUAUUUUAAUUUAGAGUACAUGUAAAUAGAGAUUAAUGUAAUUAAUAAUGAUAGUAUUCUACACAUGUAGCAAUUUAAUUCGUAAUAAUGAUUUUAUUUAAAUGGUUAAAAUAAUAUGAAAUGUUAAAAAUAAGUAUUUAAAAUGAAAUAAAAAGCUAAACUGAAAUAUUUUGGUUAAUAGUUAAAAAUUAAUACAGUAAAUGCCCGCCUACUCAUCUUUACUAUUUUCUUCUUCUUCUUCGGCAUCCUCUACUUCUGGCUCCUCUUCUUUUUCUUCUUCUUGUUCUUCGUCACCUCCAUUAACUUGCACUUCUUCUUCUUCUUCUUCUUCUU